Xiphias gladius (swordfish) is the source of this 5411-nucleotide messenger RNA. It is a transcript of the gene mafk, whose product is annotated as v-maf avian musculoaponeurotic fibrosarcoma oncogene homolog K. Gene Ontology annotation, cellular component: nucleus. Gene Ontology annotation, molecular function: DNA-binding transcription factor activity, RNA polymerase II-specific; RNA polymerase II cis-regulatory region sequence-specific DNA binding. Lineage: Eukaryota; Metazoa; Chordata; Actinopteri; Istiophoriformes; Xiphiidae. The record is from RefSeq and is a predicted model, not a curated record. Gene Ontology annotation, biological process: regulation of transcription by RNA polymerase II.
GAAUGGAGGGGGCGGUCACGAGGAACCGGUGACGUGAGCGCUUGCGGAAGCGGAGCGUGGAAUGUUGGUACAUUGUUGUUGUUUUGGAGUUAAUUUAGUACGAGGAUACGCCGCUGCCCGUCUGCUGGACGCGCUCUACGCCAGCCGUGUCAAGUUACUUCGUCUCCGCUGUCGGAAACCUACUCUGCCGCUUUUACGCAUUCCGGUCCAGAGAUACCCGCGUCCACAGAGUGUGUCUUCUGUGAGAUUCUGGCCAGUUGUCUGCAUGCAGGGAAUGACGACUCAUUUCAAGACGAGCAAAGCUUUAAAGGUCAAGAAGGAGGUGGGCGAGAAUGCCCCAGCGCUCAGCGACGAUGAGCUGGUGGCCAUGUCCGUGCGGGAGCUCAACCAGCACCUGCGUGGGCUGACCAAGGAAGACGUCGUGCGGUUGAAGCAGCGGCGACGGACCCUGAAAAACCGGGGCUACGCCGCCAGCUGCCGCAUCAAGCGCGUCACCCAGAAGGAGGAGCUGGAGCGACAAAAGACAGAGCUGCAGCAAGAGGUGGACAAGCUGGCCCGCGAGAACGCCAGCAUGAGAUUGGAGCUGGAUGCCCUGCGAGCCAAGUAUGAGGCACUGCAGUGUUUUGCCCGGACUGUGACUCGCGGGCCCCUGUCGCCGGGCAAGGUGGCCACCACCAGCGUCAUCACCAUCGUCAAGUCCGCCAACCACAACAACUCCAGCCCGACCCCCUUCUCGGCUCCCUCCUAGUGUCGACAGGACUGGGCUCUCCUUCUCCUGCCUGGUCCUUCCCGGUUCUGACCCUGCCUGAACCCGCUCAUCCUGCACUGAGAGGAUGCUCAGUAGUAAGACUGAGGGAUGGAAUGGGUUGGCAAGCUCUAUGUGAUGUUGUGUUGAAUUCAAAACUCUGUCUCCCUCCUUCUGUCUGUUACACAAUCUACAUUGUCUGUGCACUGUGCAAAUCCCCCUCCCCGACCCCCAGCACCGGCAGGGUAAUGGGCCUCUGUGACCCUACCUCCCUGACAGAUAACAGAGAUUUGCUUUUACUCCAGUGUGGAAAAGUGUUUGACAUGCCUUAACGUGGCAGCACUGGCUUAAGACAGCUCUGAUACUUACUGCUAUUAAGCAUAAUACAUGAGAGAUUUAAGUAGUGCACAUGUGAUGGUAAAGGAAAGCCUCUGCCAAAUCAUAUUUUCUUCAUGUAAAGGGCCUCCAGUUAAAUUGAGCCUUUUGAAGCUGUUGCCUUAGAAAGGAUCUAUGAUUGAUCUAAACUAUUAUCUCACGUGGAGUUUAUCGUUCCAGCUUUUGAGGUCAGGUGGACACCUCUUCAUCGCCACAGAACCACAUGCCUUUAAGAGCCAGCCAAACACAGCAGCAGAUGUUUUUCACUGAUAUGUUCCUCUCCACUUUUGGAAGGUGCUAAGCAGUAAAAUCACCUGUUGUAGAGUUUGGUUGGAGUUGGAAACCUGCAUAUGGUUUUCCAUGGUCUGUUUGGGGAGCUUUGCAUUAUGAAUCUGAUAACUGACCAAUUUUUAGCCAAAGGGCUCUAGUAGGGAUACAGCAUUGUUAAAUUUCUGUCUUGGUUAUGCAGAGAUUUGCUCGGUGGCCGGUCAUGUCAAGUAGUUGAUUUAGUAUUUAGAAGCUAAUGCAAGAAAAUAGUCAGUAGUCUCCAGGACAGGCGGACAUACUUACGGUGACUGCAAACUAACUCUGCAGUUUUGAGGUUACGUCCUUCAUUUGUUUGAGAACUUUAAAACUCCACCAUUAGGCCAGAAUUUGUAUUCAAAUCUUUGCUAGAAUGUAUUGACUCCCCUAAUUGAAGAGGUUCUUUUGUGCCUUUUUGUCAACCAACUGGCAACUGCCCAAAGAUCCGGGGAAAAAAAACCCAACCACUUCUCACAUCCGCAGGGUGUCUGCAUCAGGUAGAUCGGAUUUCAAAGCAGCGUUUCUGAUGCAUCUUAAAUUUGCUGCCACAGUAACGCAACCACAAAACGCCUGACUUGUGCUAGUAUUUCGGUUGAGAAAAAGCUGAAUUUGUCAGUGGGGCUGAAAAAGCGUCGUGCACAGUGAGUUAUGUUGCUGAGGACGUUGGAGGCUGUUAGGAAGGUGCUGCAUGUGAUGCCCUUUUGACUCUAGAGAUUAUUCACAAUUUCUGGUUAUAAUAUUUUAAAAUGCAUGAGUUGGAUUAUACUUGAUUUGAACAUGUUUUAACUGCUAUUUCACUGAACAGGUAGACUUGGGAAGACUAAAAUUGAAAAGCGAUUAAGGAUCAUGCUGGGCCAGAUUUGUUUCGAUUCAGUCAUUCGACGUUGCCCAGUGUUUAUCAUUACAUAGCACUUAUAAGGAAACUGUUACGAUACAGUAUAAAAGAAAACAAUUCACACAGAAGCUGAUUCCUAGAAUUGGAGAUGAUGAAAAAUAAAAGCUAUUCUUGCUUUUCUGAAGUUACUGAGGCUUAUGUGCAUUAUGAUUAAUUGUGGUGUGGCCACUUAUUGCAAGGUCAAGCCUUAUGUAACUAAGGAUGGUAUACGUAUUCCACAGCACUUACUGGGUGAUGUUUCGCCUCUUUCCUUUAUAUGCCACUCUUUGGUAGGUAAUCCAUAUUGGAUAUAGUGUAAUGAGAGAGGUCCUUACAAGUGAAAUGCAAUUCAAUUUACUUCCUGUAUAUUACAGACUACAGAAACGAUAAAGCUCCCACUGCCUCCAUUGCUACUUUACUAUGAGAACUCCGUCCAAACAGAAAUCAUUCCUACUGCUGGGUCACGAGAAGUGCUGCUGCCGGUGUUGGUAUCUCUGAAACAGUAGCUAUUUACUUUGCUUUUGACACACUCUUCUGCAAGAGAACUCCUGACGCCCAUCUCUAGAAACAGUGGUGUCAUGACAACUGUAUGCAGUAAACAACUUCCUCCUGUUGUACGUUUUCGAGAUAUUUAAAUAUGAAACUCACUUGAAAUCAAGCUGUUCUUACCGAGGAUCCAUUCCUAACUUGGAGUGAAGUCAAUAGAGAUUGUUCAUGUCAGGAUAUUCUCUUGGCUAAGAGGACAUGACUGUUCGUCCCCUGUUCCAUAGCUGCAAAGAACAGUAUGGGGAACUUUGCUGCUGUACAACCUGCUGUGAUUUUUAAGCAGGGGCAUUGCUGUGCUCUUACGCUCAUUUUGUAUUUUCACUUGGUUUCUAUGUUCAUACAACCUAUGUUCUCUUUCUGAUACUUAGUUUUAUAUGCAUAUACAGUAUAUAAAAAAAAAAUAUUACAUAUUUUUCUAUAUUUAUGUCUUUUACUAUCCUGGGAGUGGUGUGAUUAUGUAAUCUUUCUUUGAAGUCUAAUUAUGUUGAUGCUGACCUUUUUAUGAAAAAGUUGUAUUUACAUUUACAAUGAGAAAAACUGUUGUCAUAACCGAAGUCUUCUUUGUGAGUAUUUAUAUCCCAUGAAUAGUCUUUCUCAGCAUAUUUACUAUUUGUCUAAUCCACAAAUUGGACAGUGACUAGGGUUACAUACAGGCUGCAGCUAAUCAUCUCUAAACAGUCAAGAAUGAACUGUUUCUAAACAGGGUAAUUACAUUCUGACUGCUAGUUCACACUGUUAGUAAAGAGCACAUGUGCAUUUGUCACACUUUACAUCAUAUCUUGCAAAUCUUCUAUAAAAUUGGAGUGAAACAACAGACAAUCCAGAUGAAAAUGUAAUGAAGUGGAAAGUUGCAAGUCGAAGCUAUCUAGGCAAAGGAAUUCACAUAUUUUACAUCAUUUCUGGAUCAUUCAGCUGGAAAUGUAUGCCUAACAACUGCUUUACCACAGAUAUUAAUGAUCUCAAAUAGUGAAAACAAUUUUUCAUAAUUCAACAGAAGAGCACAUUGGUCUGAAGUGAUCAGAUUUAAAACUGCCCAGUCUUAACCAGCUGUUCCGUUCUCAUUUGGGCCUUUUGGACGUUAGUUGAAGAAUUAAAGAGAACAUUUCAUUUAGAAAAAGAUGAUAUUUGCUCUUAAAAUUGAGACUUAACCUGAAUGUAAACCUAGUCAGUCAUUGUGGUGUCUACGGUAGACUUGGUAUACUUUUCUACAGAUGAUAAUUGAUUUAGUCGGCAGUUUCAAAUGAUGAUGAUGGUAAUGCUUUUGUAUCCGCUUACCUGAAAGUAAUUUCAAAGCUGCUAAAGACUGCCCACCCAGACCUGUCAAGUUUAAGGUCACCGAGUCAGAGGAAUUUGUAGAAAAGCAUUACAUCUUAAUGUACAUCGCUUUUCAGCACAUUGCCUUACCAGACAAAACUGCUAAAAGCAUUUUCUGAGAACAUUACAAUGACCCAUUGUGGGAAAAUUUCAAAACCAAAUGCUUUUAAAUGAGGCAUUGUUUAAUUUUAGCACUUAAUACUGUAUUUGGAUCUGAGGUGAAUGCUUUUUAGCAGCACACCUUAAAAAUAUUACUUAAGUAUAUAUUUCUGUACUGCGCGCGCUCGCCAUAAUAAUAGACAAACCUCUCUGCAGGUGAAUUAAGUACUCUGUUGUUAAACCUUCAUCCAGUGUGACCCAGAAGAGGUCCAUUCAUGCUCACAAACAUGUUGCUCUUAAGUUGUCUUACCACAAGAAAACAGUUGCCACACAGAGUAAUCUACAUUUUCUACAAGGCACGUUUUUGUCUACAAUGCAAGUGGGAACGCAAAAAAAGAACAUCAUUCAAAUCAGUUUAGUGAGCAUUAAGCAGAAAGGCAUAGUUUAUUGGUGAAAAGAGGCGUAAACAUUACCUACCAUGGAUGUUUACUAAAACUCUGAACCACCUUCUUUCCUCCCACAGUUGAAGUGAGUGAAGCUUGUUGUACCCAGGAGCUGCAAUAGAACUGUUUAAGAUAUCAGUGGUUAUUUUACAUUUUUUUUAUAUGAACCAUAAUGCAAUUGUACAUAAAUAAGGUUGCUCUUAUACAGUGACUGGGUAUUCAAGGUUAUGCAUUGAAAAUUUCCUCCUGAAAAUAUGUCUUCUAGCAAAUAAGCUUUCACCCCUCAAGCUUUGCCAGCCCUACAAGCUACGGUAUUUAACUUUAGCCAUGUAGAAAGUCAGUUUUAGAAUUGUAGAUUGAAGAGAUUGUUUGUGCCUAUAAAUUCAGAAAAAGCUCCGUGAUAGUAGGAAUGGAGCAUGUGUAUAAAUUACAUGGUUUAUGGGUGAAAUAAUGGAUGAAAUGCAUUGAAUGGUAGUUCAACAGCAGCAGUUUCUAUGUUAUGUUUGUAUUUACGAGAUAAAUGGAUUUCUUUGUUCUAGUCUUGUGGCAACAUAUUGAGGCUUAAUGAGCAACUGUAAACAAGGACAGUAAUAAGGCAGCAUAAACUGAGUAUGAACCCUUCACAGCUUGUCAUUAUUCUGCUCAUAUAUAUUUUAUAUUUAUUUCAUUGAUUUGUGUAAUUUUAUUAAAAAAAAAAACAAAAACACCUAAA